AUGGGGAUAUCGGUGUCUAAACGAGUGAAAGCUGGAGUCGCCAACUCGAGCGAGUUCGACUCAGCUUGUGACUCAGCCUACAAUCAGUGUCUCUCACUAACCCAACACGCUUUCCAAGGAGUCUUACCAUACCAACUACCAACAGCCUCUAGUCUAAUCCACACCGCCAUUACCACCACCGCUCACAAAAACAAUCUCAUCCUCAAGUGGGUUCCGUCUCCUCCAACCCGGACCCAAAUAGACUCCGCUCUUCGGGUCGUCCAGCUCAGCAACAAGAAAGACGAGCAUGAGCAGGAGGUGAUCUUGGGGUGGCCCCAGUUUAAGGAGUGGGCGGUGGUGCUUUACACGGAGGCUGUUGUGGGCAAUGCUGGAAAGGCGGUUUUGACUAGAGUACCUCUUGGAGCCGCUGGAAUUGUCGGGAUUGGAGCUGUGACUAGGUCGGGGAUCAAUUUGGUUGGGCCGGCGAUUGGUGUUUACGCGCUCGGUGUUGCCACUUCUAUUUAUCUAAGUUUGCGUGGUUAAUUAAGGUUUCUCUUCUUAAGGAAAAAAUAAAUAUCGUUGUAGUGGUGAUGAUCCUAGGGUUGCUAUUUAUAUAUGUACACAUUGCCACUGUAUCUGCCGUUCAUUCCUGUAAUAAUAUCAUUUCAGGAUACAUGGCAUAACCUGAAAUUUUAUGUUCA
This is a messenger RNA of Ricinus communis (castor bean), 680 nucleotides long. RefSeq lists its product as uncharacterized. NCBI's taxonomy places the organism in Eukaryota, Viridiplantae, Streptophyta, Magnoliopsida, Malpighiales, Euphorbiaceae. The coding region runs from base 1 to 522 and encodes 173 amino acids. The transcript has a single exon. The record is from RefSeq and is a predicted model, not a curated record.